AUGUGCUUUGGUAACCAAGUGGCUGCUGAUGGCAGAUCAGCAGCAGCUGUGUGCAGGUCAGAGGAGCUCCUGCCUCAGUGUGAGAUCAGCUCAGCUCCACGUCUGCAGCUGCCUCAGUCAUGGUCUCUGGGCUUCAGCUCGCCAGUGUUUUACCUGCUUCACAGUGUUUUACUGGUUUGGCUGUUGAGUGAGUUGGACUCGUCCACUUCUUUCCCUGCACAAGCCAGAGGUUCUGUGCCUCCUGAAGCAUGGCAGAGUCUAAGGAAGCGGUAUAACACCAGGAGUCGUCCUCCUCUCCAGUACAUCCAGGCUCUGAGGGAGGCCAACAGGAGGAAGCCCUACAGAAGCCCUCUGCCCAGCGCCCAGUUACCCAAUGAACGUGAUCUCUCAAACCAAAACCAGAGGCUGGAUCCCACCAGCCGAUUCCAGUCUGCACCACCGAGAAACCGUCCAAUAGCUGAAUCCAACCUAAGGGUUCCUCUUCUCACCUUCCAGAGCCAAGAGAAAGAAACGCGUCCAACCACUAACAGAGGUCAGAGCGAAAGGCCGAUCAGCGCUGGGAUUCAUCUUAACGGCCCUUCUCGAUCGUCCAGUCCAAGCACUCACUUCGCUUCGUCUGUUCCCACAUCACAUACGGCUCAAUCCUCAGAAACCCCGAGCAGGAAUAUCGGUAACGCACAACCUACCGAGCAGAACAAACCACUUUCACUUGGGUAUUCCAGCCAGUAUACAGCUCCUACUGAGCAAAUCAGCCAGGGUCAGAGCCCAAUAAUAGCAAAACUGGAUUUGACAAAAUAUCCAACUCGCUCCCUGCCGAUCUCUUACUAUCCCCAACAAUAUGCCAAUGAUCAUUUUGUAUACAGCAGUGCCCAGAGGAAUCCUACAGGUAAUGUCGAUGGGGAAGGUCAAGGUGGACAAACUGUUUCAUCUAACCCAACAUAUGUGCGUCCUCCUUUGGUUGACUAUGUGUCCAGUCGAUAUGAUGGUAGCCAGAUGAACCCUACAACCGUCUAUGGGGAAGAUCAAAGUGGACAAACUGUCUCACCUAAUCCUGUGUAUUUAUCGCAAUAUGAGCGAUUUCCAAGUGGACUUUACAAUGCUGGUCAGGGCAAACCCGGUGGAAACGGCUAUGGGACACAUCAGACUUUGCUGCCGGUCCGGACUCGACCUGCCUCCACUUCUGAACAGUACAGCAGCCGGUUUAAACCAUCUUCUGGUCAGAGGCAAGAGACCGUACCUCCCUCACAUCAAGUACAACCUUUGUCUACUCCCAUUGUUGCUCCGUCAGAGUAUGAAGUUCCGUUUCCCUCUUACAACGGGGAAGUUCCCACAACCGCUUAUGGACCAGUAGAUGUGGGGCAAUUGGAUUUCUCUUCGUCUUCUGGUCCCAGCAGCAGAGGUCAGAGUGGACCUGCUGCGUUGCCCGAUCAUCUCACCUCUUUUGGUUCCUCAGAAAACGUCUACUCGUCAACUGGGUAUCAAACCCAAACGGGAUCCUCUGGCAGAGGAAAACCCAGCUACACAAAACUUUUACUUGACAUAGAAAAUGAACUGGAUGAAGGUCCUGGACAAACUGAUUAUCUUGCAGCUCCAGCUCGAUCACCACUUUACGAUGGUUACCCUGGACAGAACAUGGCGGAGACGCUCGUUAGAAAUCCCAGUCCACUGCCUCGGCCUAUGAAUUCAAUGAGACAAGAUCAACAAUCGGGUCCACUUGGCUCCACUAACACCAACAACCCUGUUUACGUCCGACCUCCCAUCAGGGACAGUGGAGUAAACCCAUAUGCAUCUAAUCCUCAAAACCAAAUGCUACCUGAGCAGCUGCAGGUUUCUGAUGUCGUUCCUCAACAGGCUAACGUGGCUUCAUAUGUGGGUACAAGCGCUGGCUCUGUUCCGACAUACUUGGCCCAACAACCUUUGCCAAACAUUUAUUUCUACGCCAUGCUAGUGGCUCUCGGGCAACAUCCUGUCCCGUGGCAGCCCAGCCGUGACCCGAGCACUGAGCACUAUAGUUUGAAUCCACCUGUCUUUCAAAUUCCCUUCAUCCAAAAUACAGCUCCUUACAACCCUCAUCAGUUCCAGGUCCAUGAGCAGCCCCGGGUGGGUGUCUCCUAACGCACCUUCCCUCCCUCCCACCCACCUGCUCUGCGUCUCACUGCUUCCUCUCAAGGGAUGAACCAAUUGUGUAACUGAACCAAUUGUGUAACUGAAUUGUUGUGGCGCAUGGAGGGUUUUCUACAUCCAACCUUUUUUCUAUUAAAGUGUCAAAGUCUUA
Molecule: messenger RNA, 2275 nt
Organism: Hippoglossus stenolepis (Pacific halibut)
Lineage: Eukaryota; Metazoa; Chordata; Actinopteri; Pleuronectiformes; Pleuronectidae
Product: trithorax group protein osa
Exons: 4
Coding region: 1-2115 (704 amino acids)
Source: RefSeq, a predicted model, not a curated record